This is a messenger RNA of Trichophyton benhamiae CBS 112371, 1893 nucleotides long. Its product is annotated as C6 transcription factor, putative. The record is from RefSeq and is a predicted model, not a curated record. NCBI's taxonomy places the organism in Eukaryota, Fungi, Ascomycota, Eurotiomycetes, Onygenales, Arthrodermataceae. Bases 1 to 1893 code for a protein of 630 amino acids. Gene Ontology annotation, biological process: DNA-templated transcription. The transcript is spliced from 3 exons. Gene Ontology annotation, molecular function: zinc ion binding; DNA binding.
AUGCUCGUCCUGCCGCCGCAACAGGAUCGAGUGUGUCCCCGGCAGGCGGACGAAGCCCUCGAUGCAUCGACGGGAGGCCAGCAGGGCCGCGGCGGCGGCAAGCGAGCGUCUGGUGCGGCGGCUGCGGUGCUGCGAGGAGGCCCUGAAGGCGCACGGCAUCCAGGUCGACGACGAGCAGCCCGGCGAGACGGCCUCGCGGGAGCUUCUGCUGCCUUCACGGGCGCCUCCCCAGGGCCAGAUGAUAGUCAGCUGCAAGAUCCGGAGGUUCUGGACGCAGACGAGGAGUCGCAGUUCGACCUCGAGCAGCAGGAGAGCGAGCCCCUGAGCCUGUUUGGCGACGCCCGCUACCUCGACCUCCAUGGCCUUCACCCGCCGGCGCCGCAGCUCUUCCAGCUGUGGCAGAUCUACCUGAACAACGUCAACCCGAUAGUCAAGCUCUUCCACUCGCAGACGAUGCAGCGGAUGGUGCUCGACGCGGCCGCGGACCUGGCCAGCGUCUCCCGCAGCACCGAGGCCCUGCUCUUUGCCAUCUACACGGCAGCGGUGACCUCGACCGACGAGGAGACCUGCAUGAGGCUGCUGGGCGAGUCCAGGACCGCCCUUCUCAGCCGGUUCACCAGGGCGACCAAGCAGGCCCUGGCCAACGCCGAGUUCCUGCGGUCGACCAACAUCUUCACCCUGCAGGCGCUCACUCUCUACUUGCUGGCAACUCGGCAUACAUAUGAGCCGCACACGCUGUGGCUGUUCAUCGGCAUUGCCUCUCGCACGGCCAGGGCCAUGGGCCUGCACCGCGAGGCCAGUCUCAGGGGCUUCUCCGUCUUCGAGCAGGAGAACCGCCGGCGGCUCUGGUGGCAGAUUCUCAUCCUCGACAGCCGCUCAGCGCAGCUGUCAGGCGUCGCCGUGAACCCGGACUCGUAUCUCUUCUGGGACACCCGCUGUCCGCUCAACCUGAACGACAGCGACCUCGUCCCCUCCAUGCGAGAGCUGCCCGCCGAGUACGACGGACCGACCGAGAUGCUCUUCUGCCGCAUCCGGUUCGAGGUCGGCGAGUACAUGCGCAAGCUCAAGGCCCUCGAGCACCGUCAUGCGGAAGACAACAGUGCCGUGCGUCUUGCGGAGGAGAGCCAGCUGAUAGACGAGCUCGAGACCCGGCUGGAGGAGCGGUAUCUUAAGAAAUGCGAUCCCUCCAUCCCCUUUCACCUGCUGGCCCUCUAUCUGGGGCGAUCCUCCGUCUGCCAGAUGCGUCUCUCUCUGCACACUCGCCAGUGGUACUCGAGCAGAGGGUCUACCCUCUCCGCGGCAGAGAAGGACCAGGUCUUCAGUCUGGGGCUGGAGAUCAUAGGAUACGACAAUCUCGCAUACUCGAACAAGGCCCUGCAGCCGUAUCGCUGGCACGUCGCCAUGGCCUUCCCGUUCGAGGCCCUCAUCCUCGUCCUCACCGAGCUGCUGGCCCGCUUCGAGGGGGACCUGGUCCGGCUGGCAUGGGAGCGAGUCAACCAGCUCUACGCUGACCACCCGGAGAUCAUCACCGCCGCAAGGACAAACACCCUCGUCUCGGCCCUCGUUAGCCUGACCACCAGGGCGUGGGACAAGCUCUCGUCCGUAGCCCAGACCUCCUCCUCGCAUCUUCUUCAGCACGCAACCGAGCCCGCGUCUGUAGCAAAACUCCGCAGCAUGCGCAGGGAUCGGCGCCCGUCCUCUCCCUCCGCCCAGAUGUCCCCCGUGCUCGACGAGUACCUCUCUUCCGCUGCUACUGUUGCAGCCGUGCGGGAUACGGGGGGAGAUCUUGUCCUUUCUGGCACCGCCGAGGAGCCGCCCGUCGACAUAUCGCAGAUCGACUGGAACUACUGGCAGGCCUUGAUAGAGGGGGAGGGCGCCCCUUUCCAACGGUAG